Molecule: messenger RNA, 4716 nt
Organism: Conger conger (European conger)
Lineage: Eukaryota; Metazoa; Chordata; Actinopteri; Anguilliformes; Congridae
Product: E3 ubiquitin-protein ligase RNF123
Exons: 40
Coding region: 218-4192 (1324 amino acids)
Cellular component (GO): cytoplasm
Molecular function (GO): ubiquitin-protein transferase activity; protein binding
Source: RefSeq, a predicted model, not a curated record
AUCGCUUACCUAGAGAGAUUGUUGUUGUCAAAAUUUAAAGGGAGCUUGGUUCUGAACCUCCCUGUAGUCUGGGUCUUUAUGCGUACACAUACAUUCUGGACUUAAAAAAGAGAACAACUUCAUUCAGCACCCAAAUAUUACGAAGAGAACAUCUAAUUCGGAGGAGCACAGUUCCGAGUAGUACCUCAGGUUGGAGUGCCAUCCCCGCAGACGCAGCAUGAGCUCAAAGGCGGGAGGCACCGCCCUGACCCGCCGGAACUAUCGCCUGGGCCCCGACACCGACAAGCCCAAAGUAGCAGGCAUUGUGCAUGAGAAGCUGCUGAGCGACUACCUGCACCAUGUCUUUCCCCCAUCCAACAAGCAAAGCGCCCCCUCUGCUGCCUUCAGGAAAACCCUCACCUUCCAGGACCUGGGGGCCCACCUGGAGAGGCUGCAGUGUGAGGGGGAGCCUGCAGAGGACGCUAGAGAUCAGACGAUAGACGGGCGGUUAGGCCCCCCCACUGUGGUCUUGGAUCACACCAGUGGCUUUGAGGGACUCCUUUUCGUCGACGACGACCUCCUGGGGGUCAUCGGGCACAGCAAUUUCAGCUCCAUCAGAGCGACUACCUGUGUGUUCAAAGGAAAGUGGGUGUACGAGGUGCUGAUCUCCUCCCAGGGCCUGAUGCAGAUCGGAUGGUGUACGCUCAACUGCAGAUUCAACCAGGAGGAGGGUGUGGGCGACACGCCGGACUCGUACGCCUACGACGGGAACAGAGUGCGCAAGUGGAACGUCACGACCACUAACUACGGCAAGACCUGGGCAGCCGGGGAUAUCGUGAGCUGCCUGAUAGACCUGGACGAAGGGACCAUCACUUUUUGCCUAAAUGGCCAGGCUCUGGGAACGGCCUUCAGCAACAUUAAGAUGGGCCCCGGGAUCGCCUACUUCCCGGCCAUCAGCUUGUCCUUCAAAGAAUCUGUGGCCUUCAACUUCGGGAGUCGCCCGCUACGGUACCCUGUGGAGGGCUACACGCCCCUGCAGAGCCCCCCCACCGCUGACCUCGCCAAGGCCCACAGGCUGCUGGGGUACAUUAAGAAUGUGCUGUCCACCACGAUAGACACACAGGAGGGGAAGCUGGUGCAGAAGGACAGCUCCAGCUGGCAGCUGCAUGGCGAGCCCACAGUCCUGGUCACUCUGGCCCACAUCUUCAACCACUUCGCCCCCCUCAUGUGCAAGGUGUACCUGGUGGAGGACGUCCUGAUGAACUUCCUGCUGGGCAUCCUGGAGGGGGGCGGCUCGGUGGAUGAGCACCCCCUCAUUCAGCAGCUCCUGGACCUCUUCUGGCUGCUCAUGGAGGACUACGAGGUGAACGAGUGCCUGAAGCAGCUGAUGAUGUCCCUGCUGAGGGCCUACAGGUUCUCCCCCAUCAUCCCGGACCUGGGCUUUCAGAUCCACUACUUGCGCCUGACCACCGCCAUCCUUCGGCACGAGAAGUCCAGGAAGUACCUCCUCAGCAACGUCUUGUUCGAUGUGUUGCGCUCGGUGGUGUUCUUCUACAUCAAGACCCCCCUGCGGGUGAAGGAGGCGGGGCUAGAGGAGCUGAUCCCAACCACCUGGUGGCCAACCCGCUUCGACAAGGAGGGGAGGGACGAGCGGGAGCCCAGGGAAGAGAGUGCGGAGGAGAGGCUCAGGAGGCGCGCGUACGAGCGAGGCUGCCAGAGGCUGAAGAAGAGGAUCGAAGUGGUGGAGGAGCUGCAGGUUCAAAUCCUCAGGCUGAUGCUCAACAACAAGGACAAAGGGACGGGGGAGGCCUCGCGGUAUAUAUUCCUGAAUAAGUUCCGCAAGUUCCUCCAGGAGAACGCAAGUAACCGAGGGAACCCCACAGUGCUGUGUCCUCCUGAGUACAUGGUGUGUUUCCUGCAUCGCCUCAUCACCGCCGUGCGCGGGUACUGGGACGAGGGCAAGAGGAAGAGCGCGGGGUGCAUCAGCAGUGAAGAGGCCUAUGUCCCCCCCCAGCUCUUCUACAACGGGAAGGUGGAUUACUUCGACCUCCAGCGUUUGGGAGGCCUCCUCUCUCACCUGAAGAAGACCCUCAAAGAUGACCUUGCCUCCAAAGCCAACAUCAUCAUCGACCCGUCCGAGAUCCUGGCCACCUCCAUGGAUGACCUGGACGAGGAUGAGGAGGUGGGGGGAGCGCAGAGGCCGUUCGGGGCGGCGGCCAUGGGGGGCGCCCUGGCCCGGCCCAGCUGGCUCAGCUCCCCCACCCUAGGCAGGGCCAACCGCUUCCUCAGCACCGCCGCCGUCAGCCUCAUGACCCCCCGCCGACCCCUAGCCCCGCCCGAGAAGGUCAAGAUCCGCACGCUGGCCGUGGAGCAGAGGACCGAGGAGGACAUCGAGGGAAGCCAUGGUAACGAUGGGCUGUUGCUGGGGCGACCAUUGGAAGAACCCGACCAGCCAAUCACGGAGAAGUCCUUGCUGGAGAUCCUGGAUGGCAUUGUGAUGAUGUACAACCUGAGUGUCCAUCAGCAGCUGGGCAAGAUGGUGGUGGUGUCGGACGAUGUCCAUGAAUAUGCUGUCGCUCUGAAGGACACUGAGGAGAAGAUCGCCCGCUGUCCUGACAGGAGGCCAGACAUCCUGGAGGAGCUGCAGAAGAGCCAGAAGGUUUUUGCCGAGAAGCUGAACCACCUGAGCCGCAGACUCGCCUGGAUCAACGCCACCAUCUACUCCAAGGAGAAGAUGCUGGACGUGUACUGGCUCCUGCGGGUGUGCAUCCGCACCGUCGAGCACUCGGACAACACGGGCUCCCUCUUCGCCUUCACCCCCGAGUUCUACCUCAACGUGGCCAUGAACAGCUACAGCGCGCUCAAGAACUACUUCAGCCCCUCCAACAACAUGGACGAGCUGCCAGGUUACGAGGACACGCUCACCCAGCUCGCCGCCAUCCUGGCCAAGCACUUCGCCGACCCCCGCAUCGUGGGCACAGACAUCAAAGACUCCCUGAUGCAGGCUCUGGCCAGCUAUGUGUGUUACCCACAAUCCCUCAGGGCGGUGGAGAGGAUCCCAGAGGAGCAGCGGCUGGCCAUGAUGCGGAACCUUCUAGCACCCUACGAGCAGCGGCCCUGGGCGCAGACUAACUGGAUCCUGGUCCGACUCUGGAGGGGCUGUGGGUUUGGGUACAGAUACACACGGCUACCCCACCUGCUCAAAACCAAACCUGAAGACGCCAACCUGCCCAGCCUGCAGAAGCCCUGCCCCUCCCACCUGCUCCAGAGGCACAUGGCGCACCUGCUGAGCCUGGAUAAGGACAUGGCCGCCAGCUUCCUCAACAGCGUCCUCAACCAGCUCAACUGGGCCUUCUCCGAGUUCAUCGGCAUGAUCCAGGAGAUCCAGCAGGCGGCGGAGCGUCCGGAGCGUAACUUUGUGGACACGAGGCAGCUGAAGGUGUGCGCCACCUGCUUCGACCUGUCGGUCAGCCUGCUGCGCGUGCUGGAGAUGACCGUCACGCUGGUGCCUGAGAUCUUCCUGGACUGGGCCCGGCCGUCCGCUGAGCUGCUGCUGCGCCGCCUGGCUCAGCUUUUAAAUCAGGUGCUGAACCGCGUGACCGCAGAACGGAACCUGUUCGACCGCGUGGUCAACCUUCGCCUCCCAGGGCUGGAGAGCGUGGAUCACUACCCCAUCCUCGUGGCCGUGACGGGCAUCCUGGUGCGGAUCCUGGUGGACUCUGACAGGCAGGGGGAGUGGGACGAGCUGGACUAUGACCCCAAUGACAUUUCAGACGGAGUUGACAGGGUGUCCAGAGCGGCUGCAGUCCUGCUGUCUGAUCCCUGCUUCCAGCUCCACUCCAUCCAGCACCUCCUGGGGGAGAAUGAGCCUCCACCCACCGGCCCUGCCCCUCUGCCCCCCGCUGAGAGGAAACACUUCUCCCUCCAUGCCUACACGGACUACAUCAGUGCGGAGGAGGAGAGGAAGGUGGAGCAGAUGCUGUCCUUCCUGACGCAGGAGUCCAAGGACGCAGCAGCCAGUGCGGCGCCCACCAGUGAAGAGGACCUGUGCCCCAUCUGCUAUGCACAUCCCAUCUCCGCCGUCUUCAAGCCCUGCUCCCACAAGUCCUGCAAGGCCUGUAUCAACCAGCACCUAAUGAACAACAAAGACUGCUUCUUCUGCAAGGCCACCAUUACUGGUGUGGAGGACUACAGCAAACCUCCCUCAUCUUAGCACCUCUCCCCAAGGCUACCCUACACCGGGGAACUGGACACCUCAGACACACAGAUACACACACACUCUCUCUCUCAGACACACAGAUACACACACACUCUCAGACUCACAGAUAUACACACACUCUCAGACUCACAGAUAUACACACACUCUCUCUCUCAGACACACAGAUACACACACACUCUCUCUCUCAGACACACAGAUACACACACACUCUCUCUCUCAGACACACAGAUACACACACACUCUCUCUCUCAGACACACAGAUAUACACACACUCUCUCAGACUCACAGAUACACACACACUCUCUCUCUCUCUCUCUCUCUCAGACACACACACAUACAGGCACACACUCUCUCUCAGACACACACAUGUAAAAGGCACACACUCUCUCUCAGACACACACAUGUAGAGGUACACAUCCCCACAUUCUCUCUCUCUCUCUGACACACACGUACUGGGUAUGCACACAGACACACAGACACACACACUCUCUCUCUCUGACACACACGUACUGGGUAUG